This is a messenger RNA of Rotaria sp. Silwood1, 606 nucleotides long. NCBI's taxonomy places the organism in Eukaryota, Metazoa, Rotifera, Eurotatoria, Philodinida, Philodinidae. The record is from the annotation of a GenBank genome assembly.
AUGCCGACUGGUACAAUUCUUCUAUACUCUGGAAGUGUAUCGACCCUAACGAACCAGAAUAAUCUAUGGCUAUUUUGUAAUGGUUCGGAAGUAUCACGAACUACUUACCAUGAAUUAUUUGCUGUCAUUGGUACUACGUACGGAGCUGGUAAUGGUAUUGACACUUUUAACUUACCUGAUUUUCGAGCCCGAUUCCCAUUGGGUAGUCAGGGAACAAAUGACACUUCGCUAAUUAGCGGUGGUAAUUCAUUGCAUACGAUUACAAUAGCAGAAUUGCCUGCACAUGAUCAUGAUCAAGGUUCACUACAAAUACAAAGCAACGGUGGUCACACACAUUCAUAUAGUGAUCCGGGACACAAUCAUGGCGGAGUUACUGGCACGGGACCUUUCGGUACUGGUAGCUUGGCAAUGGUAAGCUCCAGUGGAUUUGGCGCAGACUCUGGAACUCAUACGCAUUCAAUUUCUGCUGGCACGAUAGGCAUUACUAUAGAAUCAAAUGGAAAUCAUACCCACUCAAUCAGUGGAUCAACAGGUUCACAAGGACAAGGCCAACCCAUUAAUAUGAUGCCACCCUAUCAAAUUGUUCAUUAUAUAAUCCGAAUAUGA